Messenger RNA from Xyrauchen texanus (razorback sucker), 1722 nucleotides. RefSeq names its product ankyrin repeat and SOCS box protein 5-like. NCBI's taxonomy places the organism in Eukaryota, Metazoa, Chordata, Actinopteri, Cypriniformes, Catostomidae. The record is from RefSeq and is a predicted model, not a curated record. The coding region runs from base 384 to 1250 and encodes 288 amino acids. Gene Ontology annotation, molecular function: protein binding. The transcript has 8 exons. Gene Ontology annotation, biological process: intracellular signal transduction; protein ubiquitination; positive regulation of protein catabolic process.
CAGUCUAGCAAGCGUUUGUGCAGCCAGACGGUUGUCUGUAAGAUUUUGAGUAGAGUAAUCGGGCUGUAUAAACAGCAGCGAGGGCUUUUGGUAUAAACAAGUUGUCCCACAGAGCAUCUCAGAAAACAGCUUCUCUGAGUUAAGAUCAGGGGGAAAGGAACAGAGGCAAGGGAUAGUCACAGGGGAUUGCCAUAGUCUGGCAUUUACCAAGCAACUUAAGUAGGGCAGCACAGAUAAAAACUCCAGACAGCUUCAGAGAUUCCUUUUAAAAGAGUUUUUCAAGAGAAUUAUAUAAGGAGCAAACAUUUUCCUGAAGGGACACAAGCCCUGUCAAAGUGGAAGUCUUGCUGAGCUGGUUAACCAGCCAAGUAGUUGAGUGAGUGAUGAAGGGAGGUGACGAUGAUGAUGAUGAUGUGUGGAAUGCAUCAGCAGUUAUUCUGGAUAUUGACUCAGGGUCUUGGGCUGAUCGCUCUCCUCUUCAUGAUGCUGCCAGCCAAGGAAGACUGCUGGCCCUCAAGACUCUCAUUGCUCAGGGCCACAGCGUAAAUGUGCUGACAAUAGACCAUAUUAGCCCUCUUCAUGAGGCGUGCAUAGGGAGCCAUGUUGCCUGUACCAGAGCCCUGAUAGAUGCCGGUGCCAACGUUAAUGUGACAACUAUAGAUGGUGUGACUCCAUUGUUCAAUGCCUGCUCAACUGGCAGUUUGGCAUGUCUAGAGUUGCUCUUGCAAAGUGAAGCUAGACCACAAGCCCUGGCUAUAUUUCAGCCUUCACCCAUCCAUGAGGCAGUCAGCAGAGGACACAGCAAGUGUGUGGAGGCGCUUAUUGCAUGGAGUGUGGAUAUAGAUUAUGAAAUUCCUCACAUGGGCACUCCUCUCUACACCGCUUGCCGAUGUAAGGAGUUCUUAUGUGCCCGCAUGCUGCUUCAUGGAGGGGCAAAUGUGCAGAAAGGCACACAUAUGGAGACUCCUCUUCAUGCAGCAGUCCAAAAAGAUUGUUUAAGCAUAGUGAAGCUCCUGCUGGAAUUUGGGGCAGAUAUAAACUCACGCAACCUGGAGUAUAAACGUCCCGUAGAGAUUGCUCCUCCGGGGAGCCUCACAGAGGGCUUCCUUUUGAUUUAUGAAGCUACACCCCGUUCUCUGCAUCAGCUUUGCCGUCAGCAAAUCAGGGAGAGAUUGGGACGUUCUCGACUCCAUCUACUGCCACAAUUGCCCCUCCCUAAAUCUAUGAAGGACUUUCUACUAUAUAGAUAACACAAUAACUCUCACUGGCAGGCCAUUUUUGUUGUAUUGGUUUGACUUUUCUAAAUAAUGAAAAAGCUGCCAUACCUUUUAUUAUUUAAUGCUAAUUACUUUUUCUUUGUGGCCUGAUUUCACAAAAAUAUGCUUCUAAUGAUGUCGUUGUGGGCUGGCGUGUUACAUUGUGUAUAACUUGUAACUAGGCUCACAUGGAAUGCCACGCUAACAGAAUUCCACAGAAAAUCUUACACAAAGUUCUACUACCCUCAUAGCGCUUGUGUGUUCAGUAUUACAUAUUUUAGCUAAUUUCAAUUUUUUUCAGAAAUGAGUAAGACUGUAGUGCUCUGAGCUCUCAAUUAUUACCAUGUCUGAUACAAUUCCACAGAGUCUCCCCUAAAAUUAGAUUUAUUUUGGCCUGCCUGUAACUAAAAGUUGAAUAAUGCAAUAAACUUUUGACAUCCCCUUUAACAACUGUUUCAUCCCAAUU